Molecule: messenger RNA, 844 nt
Organism: Lotus japonicus
Lineage: Eukaryota; Viridiplantae; Streptophyta; Magnoliopsida; Fabales; Fabaceae
Product: protein DMP7-like
Exons: 1
Coding region: 93-722 (209 amino acids)
Biological process (GO): endomembrane system organization
Source: RefSeq, a predicted model, not a curated record
CCUUUCAAGAACAAAGUUACAAAAUCUGAAAUCAAGAGAUUGAAGAAAAACCAACAACAUCAUUUUUUUCCCAAAUUUCAUUUUCUUUUUCAAUGGAUGUUCAUGUGGAUACUCAACAACAAGAACAACAACAACCCCUUUUGGAAAACACACCCUCACCCCAACAAAAACCACCCAAAACACCAACACAAAAGACCAUGAGAAAAGCCUUCAAAGGCACAGCACAUUUGGCAAAGCUUCUCCCCACAGGAACCGUGCUCAUAUUCCAAACCCUCUCACCCGCCCUCACUCACCGAGGCCAAUGCCAAACCCUCACAAGCCAAGCCAUGACCUUAGCUCUCUUAACCUUUUGCGGCGCCUCGUGCUUCGUUUUGUCCUUCACAGACAGCUUCCGGGACGAGAGGGGGAAAGUCCGAUACGGUGUGGCCACAAGGACCGGGAUAUGGAUCGUGGACGGGUCAGUGAGGCUUCCAGUUGACGAGGCGGCGAAUUACAGGCUGAGGUUCAUUGAUUUCUUCCACGCUUUCGCGGCGGUUUUGGUUUUCGUGGCGGUCGCACUGUUUGAUCAGAGUGUGGUCAGAUGUUUUGUGCCUGAGCCUUCAGAGGAGGCCAAGGAGGUUCUGGUUAAGUUGCCUAUUGGGAUUGGUUUGGUUUGCAGUGUUCUGUUUGUUUUGUUUCCUAGUAAAAGACAUGGGAUUGGUUUCCCUCUCUCACGCAAUUAGUUAGUUUUAUUUGAUCAUGUUCUUUGUUUCUUACAUUUAUGUGUUAUAUGUUCUUUUUUUCUUAUGGAAAUCACAACUACAUUAAAUAACAAUAGAGAAUACAUCUGCUAGCAAUGCAGAAU